This is a messenger RNA of Trichobilharzia szidati, 2006 nucleotides long. The record is from the annotation of a GenBank genome assembly. NCBI's taxonomy places the organism in Eukaryota, Metazoa, Platyhelminthes, Trematoda, Strigeidida, Schistosomatidae.
AUGGAAACAAUAUCUGUAAAUAAUGGGACAACAUUUUCGCAAUCUCCUCAAGUUUAUAAAUUUAUCACUGAAUGUCCAGACUAUUUAUCAUCUAGUGGAAAUGACUUCAGUUGUAGCAGUAGUAAUAGUAACCAUUGUGAUAGUGAUAGUGAAUUCGAUUCACAUGGAGGAGGCAUUGGCGGUGGCACUGGCGUUGGCCACGUUGGCUCUAAUGACGUGCAUAUGACGAUGAAUCUCCCAGAAGGUAAUAGUCCUACUUCUACUGUUGGUGCUGCUGCAUCCUUGUCUUGUAUUCAUCCAUCACCGACAGCUGGCAGUAAACGUCGACUAGUUGUCAGCAGCAAUACUGAUGACACUAUCAGCGCCACCGCCGCCACCAGGAACAACAACAACAGUAACACUCCUCUAGUAUUCACUCAACAAUCAUCAACCUUUUCAUCCGAUGAACAACAUUAUUUACCCGGUGAAAAGUUAACACGUGGUAAACAAAAAAUCCCUAUUGAAUUUAUCUCUGAACGUACUAAAAGAUAUUCAACCUUUUCAAAACGUAAAACCGGUUUAAUGAAAAAAGCUGUUGAAUUGGCUGAAUUAACCGGUGCUGAAGUCCUUCUACUGGUUGCUUCAGAAACAAAUCAUGUCUAUACAUUUGCAACACAACGAUUGAAAGGUAUUAUUGAAUUGGAGUGUGGAAAAAAAUUGAUUCAAACAUGUUUAAGUUCAUCGGGGAAUUCAGCAAAUUUAUCGAUGAUGAAAACUCAUUGUCAGGAUCUCAAUAUUAAUACUACUAAUACUAAUAAUUCCAUUAGAAGUCAAAAUGUCAAUGAAUCGGAUAGUGGUUGUAAAAAGGAGAGAGAUACUACUACUACUUCUACUACUACUGGUAAUAGUGUUAGUAGUAUCGAUACAACCAUACAUAAAGAUCCUGUUGAAUCUACAGACAUCAGUGAUAAGAAUACGACAGUAAUCCCAAAUUCGAACCUCGCUGGUGGUGAUGAUGAUGGUACCCUUCUACAAAUUUCAAAUUUAAAUCCUAAUGAUAUUUCCCAGGAUUCUAGUCAAUUGGAUUGUUCUAAUGUAUCUCUAGAGCAUGGAAUUAUCACUGAUAAUAAUAAUAAUAAUAGUAAUAAUAAUAUGCCUCAGAUAACUUAUACCAUGAAUCCAUCUGAGACUAACCAUCAAAUGGUAUAUGUUCCAGUGAGUGUAUUCCCCAAUCCACUAACUCCAUUAUCAUCAAAUAUUCUAUUGACAACUGCUCAAAUGACCGCUGUUGCUGCUACUGGGGCCACCUCCGCUUCUUCUACUACUAAUACUACUACUAUUACCAAUACUAACACUCUUCCCCAUCAAUUGCUCUUCUUACCACAGUUUACCACACUCCCAGCGUAUUCUAUCCCAUCAAAUCCUGUUGUAUUCAAUAGUAAUUUAUCUACAUUAAAUCAAUUGAAUGUGAAUUUAGUAAACUUUUUAAAUGUUAAUGGUGAUAUUCAUAAUACUAAUACUGUCACUAAUAAUAAUAACAGUAAUGGACCUGUGGAGGUAUCUACAAAUUCCACUACUCCUCCUUCUCCUUCACCUCCUCUCACAGCUGUUACAACACAGUCAAAUAAUCUUAUUUCAGAGAUUAGUCAGUAUAAGAAAGAAUUCAUGUAAAUAGAUUUUUUUCUUUUCUUUUCUUUUCAACCUCUAGAGGUACUUGAAUAUGCCUUCAUUUUUAAUAUAAUAUAAUUGAUGAUUUAAUUGAUUUUUUCUAUUUUAAAAUACUUCCUACUGUCUCCUCCUCUCUUUCUUGUCGUCUUAUUUAAUGACUUACUUAACCACCUAUCGGCCCAGCUGCCUGCCUUCCCGCCUGCCUACCUACCUUGUGUACAAAUACUUUAUUGUUAAUUAUUAUUAUUAAUAUUAUCAUUAUUAUUAUUAUCGCUAUAUAAUAUUUGCUUGUUAAUAUAUUUUGGUAAGUUGAUUAUUUUCAGAGCUUAAUUUUUUUUUAAAUGCUUAUAGAUUAUAAA